UCCCUUGGACUGGAUCUCGGGCCUCGCCGACCCGGUCUUGGCCGCCCCUCCCUUGGUUCCAUUUUCCUUCAAAGGAGGGAAGAUUUCAACACUAAACUUGCACAAUGUCUUUGAAACCAAGAGUAGUAGAUUUUGAUGAAACAUGGAACAAACUUCUGACUACAAUCAAAGCAGUUGUCAUGUUGGAAUAUGUCGAAAGAGCAACAUGGAAUGAUCGCUUCUCAGAUAUCUAUGCUUUAUGUGUGGCCUAUCCUGAACCUCUUGGGGAAAGACUUUAUACAGAAACUAAGAUUUUUUUGGAAAAUCACGUCCGGCAUUUGCACAAGAGAGUACUGGAGUCUGAAGAACAAGUUCUUGUUAUGUAUCAUAGAUACUGGGAAGAAUACAGCAAGGGUGCAGAUUAUAUGGACUGUUUAUAUAGGUAUCUCAACACCCAGUUUAUUAAAAAGAAUAAAUUGACUGAAGCUGACCUUCAGUAUGGCUAUGGUGGUGUAGAUAUGAAUGAACCACUUAUGGAAAUAGGAGAGCUAGCAUUGGAUAUGUGGAGGAAAUUGAUGGUUGAACCACUUCAGACCAUCCUUAUCCGAAUGCUGCUUCGAGAAAUCAAAAAUGAUCGUGGUGGAGAAGACCCAAACCAGAAAGUAAUCCAUGGGGUUAUUAACUCCUUUGUUCAUGUUGAACAGUAUAAGAAAAAAUUUCCCUUAAAGUUUUAUCAGGAAAUCUUUGAGUCUCCCUUUCUGACUGAAACAGGAGAGUAUUACAAACAAGAAGCUUCAAAUUUAUUACAAGAAUCAAAUUGCUCACAGUAUAUGGAAAAGGUUCUAGGUAGAUUAAAAGAUGAAGAAAUUCGAUGUCGAAAAUAUUUACAUCCAAGCUCGUAUACUAAAGUGAUUCAUGAAUGUCAGCAACGAAUGGUAGCAGACCACUUACAGUUCUUACAUGCAGAAUGUCAUAAUAUUAUUCGACAAGAGAAAAAAAAUGACAUGGCAAAUAUGUAUGUCUUACUCCGUGCUGUGUCUACUGGUUUACCUCAUAUGAUUCAGGAGCUGCAAAAUCAUAUCCAUGAUGAGGGCCUUAGAGCAACCAGUAACCUUACUCAGGAAAAUAUGCCAACACUAUUUGUGGAGUCAGUUUUGGAAGUACAUGGUAAAUUUGUUCAACUAAUCAACACUGUUUUGAAUGGUGAUCAACAUUUUAUGAGUGCAUUGGACAAGGCCCUUACAUCAGUUGUAAAUUACAGAGAACCCAAGUCUGUCUGCAAAGCACCUGAAUUGCUUGCGAAGUACUGUGACAACUUACUAAAGAAGUCAGCAAAAGGGAUGACUGAGAAUGAAGUAGAAGACAAACUUACGAGUUUCAUUACUGUUUUCAAAUAUAUUGAUGAUAAGGAUGUUUUUCAAAAGUUCUACGCAAGAAUGCUGGCAAAACGUUUAAUUCAUGGRUUAUCUAUGUCUAUGGAUUCUGAAGAAGCCAUGAUCAAUAAGUUAAAGCAAGCCUGUGGUUAUGAGUUUACCAGCAAGCUACAUCGGAUGUAUACAGAUAUGAGUGUCAGUGCUGAUCUCAACAAUAAGUUCAACAAUUUUAUCAAAAACCAAGACACAGUAAUAGAUUUGGGAAUUAGUUUUCAAAUAUAUGUUCUACAGGCUGGUGCAUGGCCUCUUACUCAGGCUCCUUCGUCUACAUUUGCAAUACCCCAGGAAUUAGAAAAAAGUGUACAGAUGUUUGAAUUAUUUUAUAGCCAGCAUUUCAGUGGAAGGAAACUCACAUGGUUACAUUAUCUCUGUACAGGUGAAGUUAAAAUGAACUAUUUGGGCAAACCAUAUGUAGCCAUGGUUACAACAUACCAAAUGGCAGUUCUUCUUGCCUUUAACAACAGUGAAACUGUCAGCUAUAAAGAGCUUCAAGAUAGUACUCAGAUGAAUGAAAAGGAACUGACAAAAACAAUCAAAUCAUUACUUGAUGUGAAAAUGAUUAACCAUGAUUCAGAAAAGGAAGACAUCGAUGCAGAAUCUUCAUUUUCAUUAAAUAUGAACUUCAGCAGUAAAAGAACAAAAUUUAAAAUUACUACAUCAAUGCAGAAAGAUACACCACAGGAAAUGGAGCAGACUAGAAGUGCUGUGGAUGAGGACCGGAAAAUGUAUCUUCAAGCUGCUAUAGUUCGUAUCAUGAAAGCACGAAAAGUGCUUCGGCACAAUGCGCUUAUUCAAGAGGUGAUUAGCCAGUCAAGAGCUAGGUUUAAUCCAAGUAUCAGCAUGAUUAAGAAAUGUAUUGAAGUUCUGAUAGACAAACAAUACAUUGAACGCAGCCAAGCGUCCGCAGAUGAAUACAGUUACGUCGCGUGAUGUUGCUCUCCUCCAGUGUGGGUGUGAGAAGAUCAUUGCCAUCACCAUUCGGUGUGUUCCUGUGGGAAAAAGCAGGCCUGUGCCUCCAUAAUUUGGUCAUUUGGCAGCCCCUGUUUUUCUGCUGUUUACAACAUCACCAGUGCCACGUCAUGAGCGUCAAAAGAAAAUGCCUAGAGAUAUUUCAAGCUCAUGUCAUUAUGACAUUUCUUAAAACUUUUAAAAGAAUGAGUGAAGUAUUGCUGAAAUGUGGAAAUUUGGUUGGGUACCAUGCUUUCUCUCCCCUUCACGUUUGCAGUUGAUGUGUUUUUUUUUUUUUAAUGUAUCUUAAAGGACAUAAAAUAAAAACUUAAAUAUUGUAAUAUGACAGAUAACAUAAUAAUUGUAUCUACAUUAAAAUGACAAACAUGAUAUUGCUGCUUGUCAAAUAAAAAAAAUAAAGAAAUAGAAUGCCUUUUUUYAUGUGGUUGGAGUAUCAGGAUGGCCACAAAAUAAUAUGUAUCUAUAUAAAAAUAUUGAUGAGUCAUUCUAGCAUCUAAAGCAGCUUUGUGUUUUUAUCUCAGUGGUUUAAUUUACUUUCAUUAACUCCUCCAUGAAAAAUGUCUAAAAUUAUUGCAUUCAGCAUAAAAAAAUGCUUUAUUUUUAUGGAUUUAGACCUGCAUUGGAUAUGAACAUUUUGAAUAUGGAAGACAUAAUUCCAUCAGCAGCUUCUAGUAAUGUGCUUAUACCAUGGACACAUGUAUGAGUAGUAUGUAGUGACAUCAACCUGGUAUAAAUGGAGCCUUUCAUUCACAUUUGUCAUACUACUGUUUUUAUAACACACUAAUUCUAAUAUAGAAUAAUAUCUCAGUUUUGCCUUCCCUGAGUUGUAGGAGACCCUCUGAUAACAAUCUAUUCCUUCCAUUUCCCUCUACCUGGUAUACUAUAUCCACUCCUGUAAGUCACACUUUGCCUCGCAGUGCAUAACCUAAGUAACCUUUCUUAAAAAACAAAUCUAUUUGGUACAUUAUGCCAGGUACAUCAGGUACCACUUAUAUAGAGACAUGAAAUUCUAUAUUGUUUAUUAUAAAUCAGUGGGAAUAUUAAAAUACUUUGGUAUAUUAUCAUAUUUAAAUUCUGUCUGCCCCUGGCCCCCACAGCAUAUAAUUUUUUAAAGCUGGACUAUUUUAAAGAAUAUCCCAUACAAAUUAUUUUCACUUUUAAUACUUCAAUUUGUAUGGCUAACAGAUAAGGCAGGUCUUUUAAAAAAUAACCAGUUAUAUUAUUACAAAUAAACAGGAAUUAUUUAGAGUCGCCUCACAUGUGGUUUGAUCAUAUUUAAAUUUCUCUUGUUUAAAAAUGACUUUUACAAUUGGUUUAUUUGAUUACACUUUUUCUGACUUGUGUUAAGUGUUUUAAAAAUCAUCUGGUCAUGGUGGCACAGUCCUGUAAUCCCAGUUGCUCAGGAGGCUGAGACAGGAGGAUCGUGAGUUCAAAGCCAACCUCCACAAAAACAAGGUACUAAGCAAYUCAGUGAGACCCUGUCUCUAAAUAAAAUAUAAAAUAGGGCUUGGGGUAUGGCUCAGUGGUUGAGUGACCCUGAGUUUAAUCCCCCUAAAAAAUCAACUGAAAAUUACUUAUCAAGUGUAUUUCUCUUACCUUUCUUCCUAGAGAGGAAAUAGUGGCAAACUCUAUAAUAUUGCACAUUUACUGUCAAAACCCAAAAUGCUUGUUUUGAGAACUUGGUAAGUUUUCCAAUUGGUUUCUUUUUCUCUUAGACACUUAUAAAGGUUAAAUUAAGACUUACCCUGAUAUCUAAUUGUCAAGAAAAUAUAUCAUAUUUAAAAAGUGGACAAAAUAGUUGUACUAAGGUCUACAUAAAAGACAAAGUUUUCUUCAUAUUUUCUCCCCUUUUUACUUAAAAAGAAACCUAUUACACACAUACAUGAAGAAGAGGCUAAAUACAUUCAACCAAGUCACCAUCCAGAAAGGGAGCAAUAUUUAGAAUUUAUUUUUGCACACACUUUCCCUAAGGAGAAUGUAGACAGAGUUGCAGUCUCAUCCAUCACAUUAAAUCAAGCAACUGAAAUAUCACUGUAGCUCAGGGUGCAAACCUGGGAGGCCCUGCUGUACAACGCUGAGUGCUUGUGGGAGAAACUGGUCAGCUAUGAAAAGGAAAGAGGAGGUAGGAAA
Molecule: messenger RNA, 4511 nt
Organism: Urocitellus parryii (Arctic ground squirrel)
Lineage: Eukaryota; Metazoa; Chordata; Mammalia; Rodentia; Sciuridae
Gene: Cul2
Product: cullin 2
Biological process (GO): ubiquitin-dependent protein catabolic process
Cellular component (GO): cullin-RING ubiquitin ligase complex
Molecular function (GO): ubiquitin protein ligase binding
Source: RefSeq, a predicted model, not a curated record